Fraxinus pennsylvanica is the source of this 1623-nucleotide messenger RNA. The record is from the annotation of a GenBank genome assembly. NCBI's taxonomy places the organism in Eukaryota, Viridiplantae, Streptophyta, Magnoliopsida, Lamiales, Oleaceae.
AUGAUAGAAAUAGAAGAACAGGAUAUUCUGUAUGAAACCCUAAGUCCGCUCGGCACUAGUUCUGCCGACACACCAACACCGCCGCCGCUGUCGGAUGAUGACGAACCGUUCGUUAUCUUACGAAGCGAGAUUUCGCUCUCCUCCGUUCAAUGCCCUUCUCCAGCAACAUUAGCUCAGGAUUACUUCUCUCUCGAGGUGAACGAUGCUAAGGAGACGAAAGAGACUCCACCACGUACUCCUUGUCCGCCGUCGCCUCCUCAGCUGCAGGAGGCUGCUACUGAGCGGGAGAGGACCCUGGAAGGAAAUUGGUUUCGUGCUAAUUGUCGCUACAAAAGCCCAAUGCUACAGCUCCAUAGAGAGAUAAUUGAUUUCUGUGAUUUCUUAUCGCCAACGCCAGAGGAGCAAGCAUCACGCUAUGCUGCCAUAGAAUCUGUUGUUGAUGUUAUAAAACAUAUCUGGCCCAAAGCUAAGGCAGAAGUUUUUGGUUCGUUUAAGACGGGGCUUUAUCUUCCAUCCAGUGACGUUGAUGUUGUGAUCUUGCAUUCGGAGGUCAGAAGUCCUCAGAUUGGCUUAGUUGCUCUUUCUAGGGCCCUUUCUCAAAAAAGAAUCGCUAAGAAGAUACAGGUUAUAGCAAAGGCUCGUAUACCAAUUAUUAAAUUUGUAGAGAAGAAAAGUGGUGUUUCCUUUGAUAUAAGCUUUGAUGUUCAAAAUGGACUGAAAUCUGCAGAGUAUAUAACUGAUGCUAUAUCUAAAUGGCCACCAUUACGACCCUUGUGUCUGAUUUUGAAAGUUUUUCUGCAGCAAAGAGAGUUGAAUGAGGUGUACACUGGUGGAAUUGGUUCCUAUGCGCUCCUUGUCAUGCUUAUAGCUAUGUUGCAGAGUCAGCAAGAUCGCCAGGCUUCUCCAGAACUAAACCUGGGAGUUCUACUGGUGAACUUUUUUGACAUAUAUGGCCGCAAGUUGAAUACAACUGAUGUUGGUGUAUCUUGCAAUAGGGGAGGCACUUUCUUCUUAAAAAGCAGCAAGGGGUGUUUAGUUAAAGGAAAGCCAUCCGUUAUCGCCAUUGAGGACCCACAGGAUCCAGAUAAUGACAUAGGGAAGAACUCCUAUAACUAUUUUCAGGUCAGAUCUGCUUUUGUCAUGGCUUUCAUGGCGUUGACAAAUGCAAAGGUCAUAAUGGGACUAGGCCACAACAAGAGCAUUCUUGGCAAUAUAAUCAGACCCGAUGCAGUAUUGCUGGAACGGAAAGGAGGAUCUAGCGGAGAAGUGAGAUUUCAGACCUUGCUUCCAGGUGCUGGAGAGCCAUUGCAGCAACAAUUUUCCAACCAGCAGGAGAUUUAUUGUAAUUGGCAGUUAAAUGAUGAUGAGGAACCACUCCCACGUGGAGAUGUGAUUGAGGAUGGUAAUGGCCAAUCCCCGAAAAAGAAGAGAAGGGCUUCCAAGGAGAACAAGUCUUUGAAAAAAGUGAAAGAGAAUACGGUCGAGGGAAGAGACAGACAUGAAGAAAUUGCUUCAAAGGAGAGGAGUGCAAAGAAACCGCGCUGGAGACAUCACCAACAUGGGGGUGAUGGUGACAGACACAGCCAUGGUGGUGGCUCAUCUUAUUCGCAUCAUGCUUAUUAA